Zootermopsis nevadensis is the source of this 4742-nucleotide messenger RNA. Its product is annotated as protein RCC2 homolog. NCBI's taxonomy places the organism in Eukaryota, Metazoa, Arthropoda, Insecta, Blattodea, Termopsidae. Gene Ontology annotation, biological process: negative regulation of GTPase activity. Gene Ontology annotation, molecular function: small GTPase binding. Gene Ontology annotation, cellular component: membrane. The record is from RefSeq and is a predicted model, not a curated record.
GUAGCGUUAAAAGCUGCACGGUAGAGAACAAUAGAAAGAGUGAUCGAUAAUUUUGUUUACAUCGCAUUUGAUGUUAAAAACUGUUAAAUUUAAACAUGUCUGGGAAAAGGAAAGCUGAAGAAAUUGUUCAAGAAUCUGAUAACAAGCAACAUAAGACAGAUAAAAAAGAUGGAACUGAAGAUAUCAUUGUAAAAGAAGAAGAAAACGGCGAGACAGAGUCGCCUCUUCCUUCAGCGAACAAUGACAAUGAGAACGGAAGUCAGGAUGGAUUAUCAUCAACCGAUACUUUGGAUAAAAAAGACGACAAAGAUGUGUUACUGGUGGGAAGCAUUCAAUUAAAAGAAAUGACCAUGUUUUUCUUUCAUUCAGUAUACCUUAUAGUUUAUUUUUCUCAAAACCUGUACAUAUACGAGCCCAUUUUUGGACAACAUUCAGUACCUUGUUACAGAGUUAAAGGCACAGAUGGCUGUGGAAUGUUCCUGAUAUGUGGAGGGACCAAUUGGGAUCUCACAGGCCGGAAGAAUGUUCCAAAAGGUACAAAAGGAGCGACUGGUCGCAAUCUGUGGUCCCCACAUCGUUUCACUCCUCUUAGUGGUGUGAGAGUGAGACUUGUCGCAUCAGGCAGCAAUAGCGUUCACAGUAUUAUUGUCACAGAGGAGGGAAAGGCUAUGAGUUUAGGUCGUAAUGAAAAGGGACAACUUGGCGUUGGUGACACAAAGCGCAGAGAUGUGCCGACUCUCAUUGAAGCUCUGAAAGAUCAUAUUGUCGUUGGAGCAGCUUGUGGGAAGAACCAUACUCUGCUUUUGACAGAUCGUGGUGUUGUGUAUGGUUGUGGAGACAACAAAUUUGGACAGUGUGGUGUUGGGAAUCAGAGCCCAACCAUUCUUACUGCUACACUGAUUAGCUACAAAGGCCCUCCCAUUGUGAAACUGGGCUGCGGGGCAGAGUUCAGUAUGAUCCUCGACUGCAAGGGGGCAUUGCAUUCGUUUGGCUUGCCUGAAUAUGGACAGCUUGGUCACAAUACAGAUGGGAAAUACUUCAUUACAUGCAAUAAACUUGGUUUCCACUGUGAAACAGCUCCAAAACGCAUUGUUUUCUUCAUUGAGAAGGCAAAAGACGGCCAUAUUACCCCAGUGGAGGUGGUGGAGAUUAUUGAUUUCUCCUGUGGAUCGAACCACACAGUUGCGGUAGACUCUCACAAGAGAGUGUUCUCUUGGGGCUGGGGAGGUCUUGGUCGCCUCGGUCAUGCAGAACAGAAGGAUGAAAUGAUUCCACGACUGAUAAAAUUCUUUGACACUCAGUCACGGGGAGUCAAGUCUGUGCAUUGUGGUAGUUCAUUCAGCCUAGCGAUAAAUGAACUAGGUGCUGUGUACUUAUUUGGUCAGACGAAACGUACCGGUGAGGCCAACAUGUAUCCCAAGCCUAUCCAGGACCUGGCGGGAUGGGCAGUUCGCAGUGUGGGGUGUGGUUUCACCAGCAUCGUGAUGGCAGCUGAUGACAGUGUCAUCGCUUGGGGACCCAGCCCUACAUGUGGUGAACUGGGUUUUGGUGAACUACACAAAUCAUCAACAACUCCCAUGGAAGUGAAAGCACUUGAAGGUAUUUACAUAUUACAGGUCUCUUGUGGUUUAGGACACACCUUGCUCAUAGCCAGAGACGAGUCACAGCAGGACAAAGCCAGACUGAUGAAACUGCCAGAAUUCAUGCCGUGAGAGAUGUCAUCUCAGCAUGGUAUACUGUAUACAGGCAACCUCUGCCAUUUGUGGGUUAUUUUAGCCUUUAUGAGUGACAGGAAUGAGACAUUCAUGUAGAGAUAAGGAUUUAUGGUUUAUGUGAAAGUGGAAGUGUAGAAGGGUGAACUUUGUGUAUGGUUAGAUGUUUUGAACAUGCCUUUAAUUUAACAGUGAAUUGCAAUAUUUACCUGAAUAUAAAUAUAUUUAUGGUUUGAUGAAGGUGCCAAUUUGUAUGGACUUUAUCUACUUUGUAUGAAUCUUACAAGGAUCUGAAGAGGAAUGCAAAGUUUCACUUUCUUGUCAGUUUCCUUACUCACUGAUUCAUGAUUAUGGCCUUAGAUAAUUUUAAUUUAACUAAGUAUAGGUGUAAUGUGUUUGUAACAAACAGAAUGUGUCUGUAGAUUUUUCAUUGGUUUUAACAUGGAGUAUUAUAAGCCAAGCACAGGGGCUUGUUCCAUUCUUAACACAUUCAGUGCCGGGAAUUUAAAUUUUGGCCUUGCUUUAAUCAUGGGGUUUUGCAGUUUCUGAAGAAGAUUUUUUUUUUUUUUUGGAAAAUUAAAAAAGUUAAAUUUUCACGUUACCUUUAAUAGGCUUUGAGGGCAUGGUACUCUGUGUAGGACCCCACCUGUUACAGGGGAACUCUACACAGAGCAUACAACAGUUUCUCUGAGACAUGCAAUAUCUUGUUUGGUAGUGGCAGUUUCAAUGAGUUUGUAGGUCUUCAAUUUCCUGAAGAUUGCUGUCUUCUGGGUUGUGCGCCACGUAGUCUGGCAGACAUCUACAGACUACGUGGCACAACAACCCAGAAGACAGGAAUCUUCAGACUCACCACCAUGAAAACCUCAAAUCCUACUUCAUUUUCCUACACAGUCUUCAUUUUGGAUCGUACUUGGUGUCUGUUUCAGUAGUAUUAGAGUGUAUUACUAAUGAGCAGAGUCCAUGUCAUGUAAAUGGUAUUUAUAAUUAGUGACUUAACUUUGGCUUUACCAUUGAUGUCCUGCUCUGUUGCUCAAGUCAUUUCUAGUUUCUGCCAUGUGAAGAAUUUAUAUCAUCACCACCACUUAUCCUUCAUAAUAACAUGUGAAAAAGAAAUACCAGAACAGAUAUCUAAAUGACUCUUCAAGCUGCCUAAAUUCAUUGAUGAUAAUUAUCUUUCACUAUCAUAUCCACAUUAUAAGGAGUGAUGCUCAUAAUCAUUUGUCAUUGCUGGCAUUGAAUGUGUUAUACUAUCUGUAAGGCAUCCUCCCAGACAGGCGAAAGUAUACUUUAUCAGGUAUGACAGUUAUAAAUGCCAUUCAGUAUUGGUACAUUUUAGUAUUUAUACAUUAUAUACUUUGUAUUAUGCAGUUUUAUAAUUUUGUUUAGUAUAAGAUACUAAAUUCUUAAAUAAAGAUAUCAAAAAGUAUGUGAGGAGAACCAAUACAUAUUUUCCUGAUAUAUAAAUUGGUGUAUGGUUAAAUUAUUUGGAAUGUUACUAUCUUAAAGGUAAUUCCUGUCAGUGCAUUUCUUUUGAAAUUGAAGUCAGCUGUAUUACUAGUGGUUGCUGGUCUUCGUUUCAUGACAGAAGUUAGAAGGCCCUGAAAGUCUAUAGUAUUGUAAGAGUUAGUAGUAAUUAAACUAUGGUUUCUUUGCCCUUAAAAUAUGGAUUUAUUAUACUCAUUAUUAUUAUUAUUAUUGUAAUUAAUUAUUUUCUUGCUUGGAGUUCUGUUGGUUUACGUGUCACAGUCUUAACUUAUUCUGACACUUGUAUUAUUAACUGUUCUCUUCUCAUUUGAGCCCGAGUCCAGCCACUGCUACCGCUCUCUUCAUCACAGUUGGACAUUGUAUGCGCCUUCCUCGUUGCUCAUAACGUUUGACUCCCACUGGACUUGUACGUAACUGACUGUCCAACUCAACUUGUUCUAUUUAUGUAGAGGUCGCAAUGGCCAGAGAAGUGUCCAGCUCAGUAGAGAAUGUCCGUGAUCUAUUCAUGUGUUUUGGGAGAAUCACAGAAUGACAUCGAUAAAGUUUGGGAUGCGUGUGCAACUUGGCUGUUAGAAGGAGCUGGAAGCUCUGGUUGUUUCGUCAUGGCCAGGUGGCCAUUUGCAACAGUAUGAUGGGGUGACAUGUAGGAGCAUGGAUUUGUUUAAUUUGUUAUGCCUUCAUAACAAGUUGCUGAUGGAAAGGUGUUCAGAAGUUAGAUUCUGUUUUGGUUGCGUAAGCUUUCCAUAUACUCCGAUUUAAUUUGUUUUGUUUUUAAUAUGAUUUUUAUCAGCAUUUUUAUAUUUUUUUUAAUAUUAUCUUCAGUUUGUCCAGCUGCUGUUCACUUGACUCAGCUUUGGCUGAAAGGUUUUUAAAAACAUUGAUACAUGACAUGUUGAUUAAAAUUUGAUUUUGAUCGGUGUUACUAGUUCAUGACAGUGAACGUUUUGAAUUGCCUCUUUCAAUUCUUCACUAUUUUUUUCACAUUUAGGUAAAAUUUUGUAAUUAAUGCUACCAAUAAAAUUGUUCUGUGCAGCAUCAGUAUAUCAGUGCUGAUGAGAGAGGAAGAUGAAUGUGCCGUUGUCACAAAACGUGCAUGUUUUUUUUACAUUAUGUGCUAAUACAGUGAGUUUUUUGUGACUACAGACUCUGGCAGAAGAGAUGGACAUUCCUAUAAGAGUGGACCAGCCCAUAAUGUGUAAGUUUGCUUCAUGUCUGUGCUGCCUAUAAAAUUCACUCUAGUUGUCAUGUUUUCAUGUUACUAGAUUGUAAUGUAUUAAAUUGCAUGAUGAGAGAUAGUUUUCUGGCCAGGAAUUUAAAGUCACAUAUGUAAGAUGUUAUUUAUUGCCUUUUGUGACUACUGGUUUUGUCAGCAAGUUAAUACACUAGGAUGUGACAGCCACUGCCUCAAAAUAGUUCUUAAUAUUGCAAAAAAUGUAUAAUAUUUUUUCAUUGAGUUCUACAGAUUGUAUCUGAAACCUCAUUUGAUGUAAUAAAUAUUAAAAAUUAAUUUGGCAAGUUAAUAAAAUUAUAAUUCUAGUUGGCUAA